AUGAGUUCGGGUGAUAAUUGCAUUGCUGAUUGGCAACAUACAUCCUUUUCCUAUUAUAAAUACGUCCCAUCCCUUGCUGCUGCAGGGAUUUUCAGCGCUCUAUUUUGUUUAUCAUUAGCUGGCCACUCCUUUCAGAUGGUCAGAGCAAAGGCAUGGUUUUUAACGCCAAUGGUCGUGGGCUGUUUAUUUGAGUUUAUUGGCUUCAUUGGCAGAGCUGUUUCGGCACAUCAGAAACCAGGAUGUUGGACCGAGGCUCCAUAUCUUGUACAGACAUUGUUCAUAUUACUUGCUCCGGCACUCUUUGCAGCAUCGGUGUAUAUGUCCCUCGGACGGAUUAUCGAGCUCGUGGAUGGAGAAAAACAUGCGAUUAUAAAGCGGAGAUGGCUUACAAAGAUAUUUGUUUGCGGUGAUGUCGUCUGCUUUCUUCUUCUUGCUGGUGGAGGUGGCAUGUUGGCCUCCGCGAAGACCAACAAGGCAGAAUUUGAUGCGGGUAACAACAUUAUAAUCGGCGGCCUAGUGCUUCAGCUUCUUUGGUUCGGAUUCUUUGUUGUCAUAGCCCUUGUAUUCCACCGUCGAAUGAUACUGGCGCCAACAGCACGAAGUCAUCAGGCGGAUAUAAAUUGGAGCAGCUAUCUCCACGCACUCUAUGUUGCAAGUGCGCUCAUUAUUACUCGAAAUAUAUUCCGUCUCAUUGAGUACUGUCAAGGCAGUAAUGGGUACUUGCUGACCACAGAAGUCUUCGUCUACUGUCUGGAUGCACUGCCAAUGUUCUUGGUUGUUGCCUGGUUCCAUUGGAAAUACCCUGGCGAUAUGAGUCCCCUACUCGAAAAGAAAGCUCUUUACAACGAUUCAAUGCAAGAAAUUGAAAUUUGA
This is a messenger RNA of Trichoderma virens Gv29-8, 873 nucleotides long. RefSeq lists its product as uncharacterized. Lineage: Eukaryota; Fungi; Ascomycota; Sordariomycetes; Hypocreales; Hypocreaceae. The coding region runs from base 1 to 873 and encodes 290 amino acids. The record is from RefSeq and is a predicted model, not a curated record. The transcript has 3 exons. Gene Ontology annotation, cellular component: membrane.